Scheffersomyces amazonensis is the source of this 679-nucleotide messenger RNA. RefSeq names its product cofilin (gene COF1). Bases 40 to 471 code for a protein of 143 amino acids. Gene Ontology annotation, molecular function: actin filament binding. Gene Ontology annotation, cellular component: actin cytoskeleton; actin cortical patch; cytoplasm. The transcript has 3 exons. Gene Ontology annotation, biological process: actin filament severing; actin filament depolymerization. NCBI's taxonomy places the organism in Eukaryota, Fungi, Ascomycota, Pichiomycetes, Serinales, Debaryomycetaceae. The record is from RefSeq and is a predicted model, not a curated record.
CUAGUAUCAUCAUAAUACAGUAAUAACUAUCAUAAUAAAAUGUCAAGAUCUGGUGUUGCCGUCGCUGACGAAUCCUUAACUGCUUUCAAUGAUUUAAAAUUAGGUAAGAAGUAUAAAUUCAUUAUCUUUUCUUUAAAUGACAGUAAAACCGAAAUUGUUGUUGAAGAAACUUCAACCAACACUGAUUAUGAUGCAUUCUUAGAAAAAUUACCAGAAAAUGAAUGUAAAUAUGCCGUAUACGAUUUUGAAUAUGAAAUUGGUGGUGGUGAAGGUAAAAGAUCAAAGAUUGUCUUUUUCACUUGGUCUCCAGAUACUGCCCCAAUUAGAGCUAAAAUGGUUUACGCUUCUUCUAAGGAUGCUUUAAGAAGAGCCUUAAAUGGGGUUGCAUCUGAUAUCCAAGGUACUGAUUUUUCAGAAGUUGCUUACGAUACUGUUUUAGAAAGAGUUAGUAAGGGUGCUGGAUCUCACUAGAGCAUUUGACCAUUCGAAGGAGUAAUUGACUAAUUCAAUUAUAAGUCAAUUAGCUGAUGUUUGAUAAUAAAGUAAAGUAAAAAAGAAAAAAAAAAGAACACUGAUUUGAUUUCAAGCAAUUAUACUAGUAAAACUGUAUUUAUCAUUAUAAAUAUAUAACUAACUAAAUAACUAUUAUAUUUAUAUUGUGUAAUUGUGUUUUUUAUAU